Lindgomyces ingoldianus is the source of this 405-nucleotide messenger RNA. Its product is annotated as DUF757-domain-containing protein. Lineage: Eukaryota; Fungi; Ascomycota; Dothideomycetes; Pleosporales; Lindgomycetaceae. The annotation marks the transcript as partial. The record is from RefSeq and is a predicted model, not a curated record. The transcript is spliced from 3 exons. Gene Ontology annotation, cellular component: cytoplasm.
AUUGAGAAGCAAUUCGCGGUCAAAGUGGUCCAACAUAUGGAGACGUAUUGGAAGAUCCUCCAAUUCAAACGCGGCUCAGAACUAAAGCUCACCAAAUACGACGACGAAAUCCUCGAACACUUCAAGAAGGAUUUCCCCGAAUUCGAUCCAAAAACAACAAUUAAUGAGGACGAUAUGAAGAGCAAAGAAGGCAAGGAGCGAUGGCGGAAGUUCAUCAUGAAGUAUGAGAAGAAGAUUGAGGAUUUCAACUUCGGAGCCAUGCUUAGGUCGAACCCUGCAUUUGAGUAUGGCGAGAAGGAAACAAUAUUUGCGGUGCGGAUGCAGUUCUACGCUAUUGAGAUAGUGCGGAAUCGGGAGGGCCUCAACGACUGGAUCUACGAAAAAGCGCCCCCUGAGUCGAAGUAG